UCGGCUCUGCGACCAGUAAGCAGGCGGGGCGCGGGCUUCGGUUUCUGGAUCUUGUGUUUGCCGCCUCUGUUCCCGCGACCCAACGUCCCCAAGGCGGGGCGGAGCCGCUCCUAGGAGCCAGCUUCUGUUGCAGCCCAACAAACAGACGCUGGCUUGGCGGAGGUUGAGGAUGCUGAGCAUUGGAGAUUAAAUAGAUAAUUACUAACGAUUAUGGAAUAUAUCUGUCCUCGCACUGUACCCCAGAUGAAUACCAGUUAUUAUUGUUAUUGGUGUCGUCAUUGUUGGAUAGGACAGUGAGAAAUGGAGAGAGGAGGGGAAGACAGAGGGGGACAGAAAGAGAGACACCUGCAGACCUGCUUCACCGCCGCCUGUGAAGCGACUCCCCUGCAGGUUCCCUUCAAGCAGGAUGGUCCCUUUCUACUUUCCUCCAUCAAAAUAUGCACUUUGGAACCCAAUGCCAAUUGGAGAUUUCAUCUACGUACGUAUCAAUCAUUACAGAAAUCCAAAAGUGGUGGUAACUGAAAAGACCAUCCGCCUUGCUUGCCGUCAUGCUAAACAAACUAAAAAAAACUUGCCAUGCUUCUUACUUGGUUCUCUCACAGUGGAUGAAGAUGAAGAAGGCAUUACAUUGACAAUAGAUCGCUUUGAUCCUGGUAGAGAAGUGCCCGAAUGUCUAGAAAGAGUGCCUACUGCUUUGCUUCCUGGGGAUUUUGUGAUUCCGUGCAAAAUUCAAACUCAAGGACCGUGUUCAAGAGAAAUAGGAGUUCAUAAUGCAGAUGAUUUUGCUUCUGCACUUAAGGCUCUGCAGCACCAUGUGUGUAGCAAAGAUUCCUUGGACUGUGGUCAGCUACUUUCCCUAAGAGCUCAUUUCACUUACAGUGAGAAUUUGGACAGUACUGAUACUGACUUGCACUGGACAGCAGUAACUUUGGCAAAUACCUUCAAAUGCACACCUGUGAAGCCCAUCCCCAUUAUUCCUACAGCUCUAGCAAGAAAUUUGAGCAGUAAUCUGAAUAUUUCUCAAGUUCAAGGUAUUUAUAAAUAUGGAUAUCUCACCAUGGAUGAAACACGCAAAUUGUUACUUUUGCUGGAAUCUGAUCCCAAGAUUUUUUCUCUACCAUUAGUGGGAAUUUGGCUGUCUGGAAUUAUACAUAUCUAUAGUCCCCAGGUUUGGGCUUGCUGCUUGCGAUACAUAUUCAGUUCUUUUAUUCAAGAAAGGGUUUUUUCAGAAUCUGGAAAUUUCAUUAUAGUUCUCUACUCUAUGACACAUAAGGAUCCUGAAUUUUAUGAAUGCUGCCUUCAUUGUGAUGACAAGUUAUCUGACCUUCAGUUCCAGCUACUAACCAGUAAGGAAACAUUACAUUUUUUCAAAAAUGUUGAACCAUCUGACAAAAAUCCAAUUCACUUUGAACUGAGUGCUGAAAACCAAAAUGUAGAAACAGAGCUUUUCAACAUUUCUAAGAAUCUUUCAAUUAAGAGGUCUUCCCAAAGGACAUCUCCUGGGGCAGUGCCAGUAAAUGAUCAUGACUCAGGUGUUGAAGAUGAAGAUUUUUCUCCAAGACCAAUUCCUAGUCCUCAUCCUGUGAAUCAGAAGGUUUCUAAGAUUCAACCACUUGUUCCUGAACUUUCACUUGUGUUGGAUGACAGUUGUAUAGAAUCAAAUCCUAAUUCAUUGGAAAUGGUGAACAAGGAAAAUCCUCCUUCAUUAAAUAAUCACUGUGAACACGUGGAGCCAUUGCAGCUACACCUUUAUGAUGAGAAACAUAAUCCAGAAGUUGAAGCAGGGGCACCUUCAUUGAGAAGACUGCCAGAUCAGUUAAACCAGGGCUCUGCUUCUUUGAGACACUGCAAAGUGAAACAGUCAUCUACAUGUACAAAAGAGAACCCUCACAUCAGGGGCAGUGUUAAACCAUCAUCUCUUGAUGUGCUGUCUUCUGAUACAUCUGAAACACUUCAAACAAUUUCUGCUGGAAGUGCACAAAAAGAAGAGUAUCCUCUAAGAUCCUCCACAUUUAACUCCAAGCUGUCUUCUCUUGCCCCACAGUCCCACCCACACAAUUUUGUUUUUCCCCCGCAUAAUUCAGGAAGAUUGAAUGAAUUUCAGAUACCAACUCCCCCACCAUCACCUUACCAUUCCACAAAUAUUUGCAAUUGCUGUCAGCAUCAUGGCCAUAUUCAAUAUACUCCAGUGAAUUCUUGGCAAGGAAUGAACACAAUAGGGUCUGUUCCAGAUCUUCAUCCGGAAGCCCUUCAAAAACACACAUUAUUUCACGCAAGUGGAUGCCCAGCUCUGUGCCAUAAUGCAUUCUAUUCUUCAAGUAGUCCUGUAGCCUUGAGACCUCAGGGAAGUGUAGGCUCUUAUUCUCCCCACAGUAGUGUAGAACCAUCACCUGUGGCAAGACUACCUUCGAACAUGGACUCAUGUAACCCACAACCUUGUGCAGUAUGCCUGCACACACCCAAGACUGGCUCAGAUAAUGGAAUGAUGGGACUAUCUCCAGAUGCUUAUAGGUUCCUCACAGAGCAAGACAGACAACUGAGACUGCUUCAGGCACAGAUUCAGCGCUUGUUGGAAGCACAGUCUCUGCAGCCCUGUCCCCCCAAGACAGCCACUGCUGAAGACACGGUGGGAGCUGCAAGACAAAUGGAGCUGGUUUCCAUGGAAACUCAGUCUUCUCCUGGUUUACAUGUGCGAAAAAGUGUGAGCAUUGCUGUGAGCACAGGUGCUAGCUUGUUUUGGAAUGCAGCAGGAGAUGCUCAAGAGACUGACUGUCAGCUGAAGCAAGAUGAUACCAAAAUUUCCAGUGAGGAUAUGAAUUUUUCUGUGCAUAUUAAUAAUGAAGUCACAAGUCCUCCAGGCAGUGCAUCUUCAUUAAAAGCAGUUGAUAUCCCCAGCUUUGAAGACAGCAACAUUGCUGUGGAAGAAUUUCAUCAGCCACUUUCUGUAUCCAACAGCUCUUCUCCAGUUGUGAAAAAAGAACUUGAUGUGCCUCUGUUUUUUCCGAAUUCCCCGCUGGCAGAGAAUACAAGCAUGUGCUUACAGAAUGAACCAGUAGAGGGUGCCAGUAAUAACUAUGUAACAUCAGGGGAGCCAAGAUCUGAGCAAGUUAUACAACCCAUAUCUCAGCAACCAUCGGAUAAUCAGAAAAUAUACCAGGAUUUAUUGGGCCAGGUGAAUCACCUAUUAAAUAACUCUUCCAAAGAAACUAAGCAGCCAUCUACUAAAGCAGUGAUUAUCAGCCAUGAAUGCACCAAAACCCAAAAUGUUUACCAUACGAAGAAAAAAAAGCAUGAUUCAGGACUGGGGGACAAAGAUUGUGUCCUUAAUGCAACCCUUAAACAACUAAGGAGUCUUGGAGUAAAAAUUGAUUCUCCUACCAAAGUGAAGAAAAAUGCACAUAAAGUAGAUCAUGCAAGUGUGUUGGCAUGCAUCAGCCCUGAAGCAGUGGUCUCUGGAUUAAACUGUAUGUCAUUUGCUAAUGUCGGAAUGAGUGGCUUAAGCCCCAAUGGCGUGGAUCUGAGCAUGGAGGCAAAUGCUAUAGCUCUGAAGUACUUAAAUGAAAAUCAGCUAUCACAGCUGUCUCUCACUCGAUCAAACCAAAGUAACUGUGAUUCAUCUCUAAGCCUGCGACAUGUUAAUACAGAGAGAAGCACAGUGGGGCUUAGUUUAAUUUCACCAAGCAACAUGUCAUUUGCAACUAAAAAGUAUAUGAAGAAAUAUGGACUCAUACAAAGCAGUGACAAUAGUGAAGAUGAAGAGGAAGAACCUCCAAACAAUACAGAGAAGAAAAAUGAACACCCAGUAAAUCAAAACCUUAUAUCCACACCUGAACAACAGAAAGAACCUUUUGGAAAUGCCUGUGAAAUAAUUAAUUGUUACACCCAUACAGAUAUGCCAGUUUUGAGAAACAUUACAAAUGAAGUUGUUCAGCCAAAAGCAACACAACAGUUGAGUGAAAACCCAGCUUUUUUAUUAAAGAACCUAAAACCUAGUCCUGCAAUGAACCUCCGAACUGGAAAAGCAGAGUUCACCCAACAUCCUGAGAAAGAAAAUGAGAGGGACGUUCCAGUUUUCCCUGAAAGUUUAAAACCUUCUGAAACUUUAAAGCAAAUGAAUAGUAUGAAUUCAGUAGGCACUUUCUUGGAUAUAAAGCGUCUUAGACAGUUGCCAAAAUUGUUUUAACCACCUGUCCUCCUGAGGAUAGGCUAUCUCCUGAAGAUAUUUGAGGAGGUCAGAACCUUUUGGUAGUUUUGCAGUUGUUAAUCAUUCUAGGGGCCACCCUGUUCUUGGUAGCAGCUGAUUGCAAAGAGUCAAAUAAGUUACCUGAUUAUCUUUGAGAUGGCUGGGUAGUUGGAGGACUAAGUUUUCUUUGUUCAAAUAGGGUAGUUCAGCAUCACUAAAACCUUUAAAAAAAAUCAGACCUGACAUCAGUCAUUUCAACAAUUUUAGAUAGACAUCCAACUCUGAAUCUGAAGUAUUUUUUCCCAGAGUUUUUAUUUUUUUUAUUUUACUGUAAAUCACACUUGAAGGGAUUCAGCUAUUCCUUAAACAUUCAUGAACUUUGGGGUUCCAUUUCAUCUGUCCCGCCUUUGAAAAGUCGAUUUUCCUAGCACAUUGCAUCUCUGCAUCUGCCUGGUGUCACCAGAACAAAUAAAGUUAUCAUGACCUGACUAAAUUAGCUAAAUCAACCCUUACCGAGUUUAAGGGGGGAGGUUUUAUUUUUAAAAGGUAACUUAAAUUGUUUAUACAGCGAGUGUAUAUAUCCUCUUAAUUAAGAUUGCACAUUGGUUAAAUUCUGUAGAAGUAAAACUUUUGCAGUCUAGUGGGUUGAUGUUAAUGGAACAUUUUCAGUAUGUAGCACUAUCACACACACAAAAAAAAUCAUUGGAUGUGAGUGUGUUUUUUAAACUUUUUCAAAUGUUUUAAUAUUUUAGUAGGACUUAAUAAAAAUAUCUAGAUUGA
Molecule: messenger RNA, 4963 nt
Organism: Erinaceus europaeus (western European hedgehog)
Lineage: Eukaryota; Metazoa; Chordata; Mammalia; Eulipotyphla; Erinaceidae
Gene: STIL
Product: STIL centriolar assembly protein
Exons: 18
Coding region: 407-4183 (1258 amino acids)
Biological process (GO): smoothened signaling pathway; mitotic spindle organization; centrosome duplication
Cellular component (GO): centrosome; centriole
Source: RefSeq, a predicted model, not a curated record